Messenger RNA from Priapulus caudatus, 4305 nucleotides. Its product is annotated as transmembrane cell adhesion receptor mua-3-like. The record is from RefSeq and is a predicted model, not a curated record. Lineage: Eukaryota; Metazoa; Priapulida; Priapulimorpha; Priapulimorphida; Priapulidae. Bases 1 to 4305 code for a protein of 1434 amino acids. The transcript has 29 exons. Gene Ontology annotation, molecular function: calcium ion binding.
AUGAAAGCUCCGAUCUACGUUGCCUGUUUACUGUGUACCACGCUAGCGCUGCACACUUCCGUGAUGCACCGCAAGGUGGCGCAUCGUCACAGCCGGUGGUGGUCGCGAGCGGGUGGCUCGUGGAGCGUUGUGCGACGGUUUAACGUGUCGUCUGCGUUUUCGUUGUCCAGCAUUGAUCGUGACUACACGGGCACGAUUGAGGACAUCGCGCAGGAGCUGGUGCGAUCCAUCGUUAAGACCAGCUACAGUGUCGGUGGAACGUCGCUGUACGUCAACCGGCUGCAAUUCUUCGUCAACUUCACCGACGUGAACGAGUGCGCUUCGCCCGAUACGAACGACUGCAGUGAGUUUGCGCAGUGUAUCAACACAAGAGGCUCGUUCAGAUGUGCUUGCAAGACCAACUACUUUGACAUUUCCCAGAGUGAGGGACAGGAGCCGGGCCGAGUGUGCCAGGACUGUCCGGCCGACUACUGCAACCUGCACGGUCAGUGUCUGCUGACGGGGCGAAACCGCCGCGUCUGCUCGUGCUUCCGUGGCUGGACGGGCCGACUGUGUGCCGACCGGCCACCCAUCGUCCGCCCCCCACAACCCGCCCGGUGCGUGAGCGCGCGUGACUGCGGCCCGGACGAGCAGUGCAGGAGGAGUGCCACCGGCAUCAGGGUCUGCGCGUGCAGGCACGGAUACUACAGGCGCGAUGCGAAGGACACCUGCAGAGCUUCAAUGAUCUACGUGUUGCUACUGAGAAUCGUCCGUAGAGACGUGGAACCCAUCAACUAUACACCAGUUCUGAACGACGUCACAUCGUUCGAGUACGUCGACCUCACUACUACAGCCCACAUUGGAGUUGAAAAUGCACUAGACAUCACGCCUAUACGCGAGUAUUACGUUGGUUCUGAGAUCAACACCAUCGUAGACCCGACUGCAAUCAGCGCUGGCGACCAGGGAAUCGUCUAUAACAUCACUGUUGCCGCAGACAGAGCGUAUGCUGGAAGUGGAAUCGAUAUUGCGCGGGAGUUGGUCAAUUCCAUCAUAUCUACGAACUACAGCCUCGGUGGAACCGAUCUGUUUGUCAACCCUGUAUUCGUUGUCAACUACACAGAUUACAACGAGUGCGCCCGCAGCGAGCUGAACGACUGCAGCGCCAACGCCGUCUGCGUCAACUCACAUGGUGGCUACAGCUGCGUGUGUCGCCCAGGCUUCUUCGACGCCUCCCCUGAACUGACCACGGCCCCCGGCAGGGUGUGCUACGAUUGUCUCGCUAGUCAGUGCAGUAACAACGGCGACUGUCAAGUGAACACUAACGGACGUCGAUUCUGCAGUUGUUUCGCCGGUUGGACUGGUCCGCGCUGCGAUAUCAGAGAGGCGCCACCGACGACGAUUACUGCCUGCAGAAACGCGAGAGACUGCAAUGUCGCCAACAACGAAAUAUGUGGCUUUGUAGGUGGCGCCACCAUCUGCCUCUGCCGGGCUGGAUACUUCCGAAAGGAGCCGGGCACGGCUUGUCAACUGUCGAAGAUGUACGUGAUACUGCUGAGGAUCGUACGUAGAGACUUAACACCGCUCAACUACAGGCCCAUCUACAGCGACCACAGCUCAUACGACUUCAUCGAGCUGUCCAGGAGAGCAGAGACCGGGCUGAACAGCGCGUUUGAAGCCAGCAGCGUACAGCCUGACUAUAUCGGCUCUAGUGUAACCAGCCUUAUCGACCCCGCCACCAUCAACGUGGCGCCCACUGGUGUCGUGUUGAACAUCACUGUGGGCGUCGACGGCGCGUACGAAGACGGCGCCGUGAACGUUGCUCAGGCCCUCGUCAGGUCGAUCAUAUCCACAAACUACAGCGUAGGCGGCACAGAUCUGUUCGUCAACCCACUCUUCAAGAUCCAAUACUUUGAUGUAAACGAAUGCGCGGACCCACUGCUUAACGACUGCGAUCGCCAUGCGGACUGCAUCAACCUGGAGGGAUCUUACACCUGCGUGUGCCAGGCCAACAGAGGCUUCUUCGAUGUGUCUCAGAGACAGGAGCGGCCGCUGCCGGUUGGUCGCGUCUGCAAAGAGUGUCCCGCCGAUCUGUGUAGCGACCACGGAACCUGCCGCAUCAGCGCUCAAGGAGAGCCCUACUGCAGCUGUGACCAGGGCUGGCAGGGUUCUAUGUGCAAUCUCAGGAUCGUCCCCCGGCCACCGCCCUGUGGUAACGGUGGCAGCUGCGACGCCGACAACAACGAGGUGUGUGGUGAGGUCCGAGGAUUCCCGACGUGCGUCUGCGCACCUUCCUACUUCCGGCAAAACAAUCGCGGACGCUGUAGACCAUCGAUGGUAUACGUCAUCAUGCUGAAGGUGGUGAGGAAAGACGUCGUACCAAUCACUUACCGACCGGUGCUGGCCAAUGUGUCCACCUACGACUUCUACUACCUCGCCACCACCGGUCAGGUCGGGAUUGACCAAGCAUUCAAAAGCACCAACGUCGGUCCGUACUAUGUCGGCUCGAGCGUGAACAAGCUUGUCGACCCUGUGACGGUGAACGCCGGUAGCGGCGGCGUCGUCCUCAACGCAACGGUCGGCGUUGAUCCCAGCUACCCGGGAGAUCUGCAGACGUUCACGAACGAGUUCGUCAAGUCGCUGGUGUUUACGAACUACAGCGUCGGCAGCACGGAUCUAUACGUCGAUCCUCUGACGUUCGGAAUCAAUCUGACAGAUUUCAACGAAUGCGCUCGGCCAUCUUUGAAUGUCUGCCACCGCGAUGCCAUCUGCGUUAACACUAUCGGAGCGUACGGCUGUGUCUGCAGACCAGGAUUCUACGACCUGGCCAGCAGGGGAAACCAGCCUCGCGGUCGUACCUGCGUCGCUUGCCCGACGAACUACUGCAACGGUCGCGGUGACUGCAUCAUAGACGACUUCGGUAGACAGGCGUGCAGCUGUGCACCGGGAUGGACGGGAGAGCGCUGCGCCCGCCAGGUGGUGAUUCCACCGGCAGGUGUCGUGUGCGUCGACAACACACAGUGUUCGGGUCGUAACCGCGAGGUGUGCGGUGUUGUGAGGAACCAGCGCGUCUGCGUCUGUGGUCCGGGUUACAGCAGGAGGGGACCCCGCGGACAGUGUCUGCCGUCUCUCAUCUACACCAUACUUCUGAGGGUCGUCCGACGUGACGUCAUACCGCUAGAGUUCCGGCAGGAGUACAGGAACCCGUUGUCCUACGACUACUACAAUCUCACGACUACCGCCCAGACCGGGGUGAAUCGUGCUCUCGACUCGACCAGCAUUAGCGAUUCGUUUAUCGGUUCGCGCGUCCUGGACAUCAGUCCACCGAGCACCGUCGGUGCUUCUGGCGGCGUCGUGUUUCCGGCCGACGUCACGUUCCACGCAAACUUCCCGGGUUCUGUCAUCGACGUCACGCAGCAUCUGUGGCAGGCGAUAGUCAGCGCAAACUACAGCCUCGGUGGCACGGACCUGUACGUCGACAGACUCAACUUCACGCUCAACUAUCGGGACGUGGACGAGUGUUCCGACCCGCUGCUCAAUGACUGUCACGAGGAUGCGGUGUGUCGCAACCUGCCAGGCACCUUCCGCUGCACGUGCAAGCCCGGGUACAUCGACCUGACCCCUGCUGUCGCCGGCCGCAGAUGCGUCUACUGUCCAAAAGAUUUCUGCAGUGGUCAUGGCGAAUGCAAGGUCAAUUCUAAUGGCGCCCGAGCAUGCAGCUGUGAGGCCGGCUGGAUGGGAGAGCGCUGUGAUGUAUCGUUCACUACGCCGCCGCCACGCGUCGGCCCCGUCUUCUGCCGCACGGACCGCGACUGCGAUGCCGACAACAACGAACUGUGCCGUAACGUCGGCGGCCGCGGCGUCUGCAUCUGCCGCUCCGGCUUCAUGCGGCGUUCUAACGACGCCCAGUGCAAACCGGCCCAGCUGUACGUGCUGCUACUGAUGGUGGUGAGGCGGGAUCAGACGCCGAUAACCUACCUGCCCGUGCACUCCAACCCUCUCUCCCCGCAGUCCAUCGAGCUAGCAAACCUGGCUACCGCAGGGGUGAACAGCGCGUACGACACCAGCAACCUUGCUUCUGUCUAUAUCGGAGCCGAAACCCUGAACAUCGCCAGCCCUGAGAUCAUAGACGCAGACCCGCGAGACGGCAUCGUAUUCAGGGUACUGUUUGGUGUCGACAGAAACUACAAGGUCGAUCCAUCGCAGCUUGUGAGCACCCUGAGGCAGUCUAUCGUCAACACAAACUACAGCGUCGGAGGCACAGAGCUCUAUGUCAACCGACUUGACUUCACUUUGCCAUAUACCGAUUUCGACGACUGUCAUCACUAG